Molecule: messenger RNA, 1284 nt
Organism: Penicillium cataractarum
Lineage: Eukaryota; Fungi; Ascomycota; Eurotiomycetes; Eurotiales; Aspergillaceae
Gene: aclF
Product: extracellular proline rich protein
Exons: 1
Coding region: 1-1284 (427 amino acids)
Source: RefSeq, a predicted model, not a curated record
AUGGACGCAUUAAUGAGUUCAAUUGCCUUUUUCAUAUUCAUUAAUGUCUCCUUCGCCCAAGUCGCCUAUAUCUGCACCUCUAACACGCAAUGCACGCCGAUCUCACUGUCUCAACCAGGUCAACAACCAUGCCUCAACUCGAUGCUGCAACCAAUAGGGGGAACGCAAAAUCCCUUCCCUCAAUUUGGGUAUGGCCAAGUUGGACCCUGCAUGGGCUCACUCGGCGGCUCUAGCCUGCCAAACUUCCUCCCUAUCCAGCAACCAUCAUUCAUCGGCAUGCCCAUCGCCGUAAAUAUGGGUGGUCAAGGCCCGCUAUUUGGAAUGGGGCAGCAGCAGAUUCCAUACCAACCCCAGGUUAUUCCCGGAGGUCAAUACAUUCAGCCUCAACCUGUACAGCCAGUAAUUCAACUCAUUCAACCUCAACCUGUACAGCCAUCCACUUCAACUGGUCAGCAACAGCCUUGUAACAUCUGUCCUCAAGGAUCACCGGGGCCUCAAGGAUCACCCGGGCCUCAAGGAUCACCGGGGCCUCAAGGAUCACCGGGGCCUCAAGGAUCACCCGGGCCUCAAGGAUCACCGGGGCCUCAAGGAUCACCGGGGCCUCAAGGAUCACCGGGGCCUCAAGGAUCACCGGGGCCUCAAGGAUCACCGGGGCCUCAAGGAUCACCGGGGCCUCAAGGAUCACCGGGGCCUCAAGGAUCACCGGGGCCUCAAGGAUCACCGGGGCCUCAAGGAUCACCGGGGCCUCAAGGAUCACCGGGGCCUCAAGGAUCACCGGGGCCUCAAGGAUCACCGGGGCCUCAAGGAUCACCGGGGCCUCAAGGAUCACCGGGGCCUCAGGGGAAGCAAGGUGAUCAAGGUACUAGAGGUCCUCCUGGCGUUGAUGGAAAACCGGGCCCUUCUGGGCUUCCCUGCACUUCGGGCUGUGCAAACCCAGAUUCAGGGAAAGAGAAAGAUCCAGGCUUAGAUCCUGGAGGUAUCGCCAAAGGAAAUGGUGCAAAGUUCCAGGAGAGUGUACCUCCUGCGACUGGGAAUGGAAUCGCCGAUGGGAAUGGCGCAAAUUUCAAUGAAAAUAUGCCCAACCCUACUUUCCCGAGUGGAAUUGCCAGUGGAGAGGGUGCUGCACUUCAAGAUUUUAUACCUUCAGUUGCAGAGAACGGAAUCGCCAGUGGAGAAAAUGCAAGGUAUGAUGACAAUGUGCCUAAGCCUAGUGAUGAAACAGGGAUUUCAAAAGGGGAGGGUGCAAGCCUCGAGGAUACUGUGCCUAAGCCAGUGGAUGCUUAA